Messenger RNA from Marasmius oreades (fairy-ring Marasmius), 432 nucleotides. RefSeq lists its product as uncharacterized. Bases 1 to 432 code for a protein of 143 amino acids. The transcript is spliced from 5 exons. The record is from RefSeq and is a predicted model, not a curated record. NCBI's taxonomy places the organism in Eukaryota, Fungi, Basidiomycota, Agaricomycetes, Agaricales, Marasmiaceae.
AUGACAGGUGUCAGUAUUGCCAAAAAUAGUGAAUUUGGCUCUGGCUAUCGAGGGUUGGAACGGUAUAAAAGCCCACCAGGAAGUACCAAUUUUUCCAGCUCAUCGAACUACAACUCAGAACCCAACAACACACUCUAUCCUAAUCAUAAUAAUGCUAAGCUACCGCUGAGCCCGUCGACCGAAGGGCUUGCUCUCGCACCGACUGUGUCUGCAACGGCGUUCAAGGCCAGUUCUGUGGCAACGAGUCCAUCAACUCUGCCUGCACCAAUGGACAUGUCUUUAAAUGGAGCGGAGAGGAUAGCCACGCCUGCGACUACGGCUUCAGGAACAGCUGCAAUCAGUGUGGAAAGCUCAGUUGCCCAUGAAUGGAAAGUCCGGCAUCACACACGAAGUCGAGGGACUCUCAGUUUGCUUAAACCGAACCGUCCUUGA